CCACAUGACCUCCUCAAUGUGUUUUGGAGGAGGGGGGGACUUUCUGAGGAGCGGAGGGUGAAUUUGUUUUGAGCACACGCUGUCAGGACGAGCUGAUGUGAGCGCUGCAUCAAGUGCGCGGCGGUGAUGCUCCCGUAUAAAACAGCCCGCUGUAUUUUGGCACAGAGGGGGAUGCAUCACUUUAACCCACGGCUCUGCCCUCCGGACUCGCCCAUACAGUAUUCAGCCUAGAUAAGUUGAGGGGAUGUGUGAUGCCAUUGCGAGGAAUCCUACCGCACGAUAUCCCUGAGGAUCUCUCCCUGUUCGUUUUAUUUUUUUUAUUUCCUUCAACUUCGAUGGCUUGAGUGGCCCAUUUGCACUCAUGCUUGCAGCCGAGGAGGGAUGUAAGGUACGGGCCAUCUAUCGCCCUCACAUUGAACGGUCGCUGUCUGAGUGCCAGAGAGAAAAAAAGAAACUACUUUCGAGAUGUGAAUUAUCGAGAUUUGCUACUCAUUCCACCGGCUCGACUGUCUUAUGCCAUCGAGAACGGGAUUUCAAGAGGAAAAUGAUUGUGGCAUAAACUAUUUCUGGAGACGCCUGUCACAGAUAACGCCGCUGAACUGGAUAGGGUGGAUGGUUAUUUCCCAAACAGUUCAAGCCUAUGUAUACUGCAUUCAUUUGUUGGAAACGCUGCCUAGUGUCUUCAAGAACAGCGCAAGAGGAAUGCUGGUCCAAGAUCUGAUGCCAUUUACUUUAAGUUUUUGGCCUUUUUUCUUCUGUCAUUGCCUUCUCUCACUGUUUUUACUCUCAUGCCAGGGAGAGCUCCAGAGGUCAUGCUCGCAGACUGUGGUGGAGAAAGUUAGUGAACAGUGCCAGUUGGCAUGCCACUGCAAGAGAUACCCUCCCCUCCCUCCACCACCGCCUCCACCACCACCACCACGGCUAUUGGGCACCACAGUGGCAGAGCCCAUAGUGCCGUUUCUGAGGCCCUGGUGGAUGGAGAUGGACUUUAUAGUACUUGGUACAGUGGGCUGUGCAUCACUCGUCUUCCUCCUCUCAGCCAUCAUCAUCUGCUACAAGGCUAUCAAGAGGAAACCAUUGAGAAAAGAGGAGAAUGGAACGAGUCGCGGGGAGUAUGCCAUGAGCAUCCGAAACAAGAAGACCAUGGGUACAAACAACACUGUGGUAUAAACUGUCUCCUGGUUUGCACAGAAAGUGACUCACCUUUAAAUCUCACCUUAUCCUGAGUAAAAGUACUUUUCACCCAGAAUGCAACAGGGUUUAACCUGAGGUUUUGAAAUAGGUAAACUUUUCCUCUUUGCUUGGCAUGUUGCUCGGACUGAAGACACCAUUUAACUCAAGAAGAAAGAAGAAAGGCAAAAAGACAUCAAAGCAGAGAGGAUUGAGAGACUGAUUCACAAUACCCCCCUUCCCCUCAUGGUGUCAAAAGUGGCACAGCAGGCUGAACAGUAUGCUCUUAGUAACAGCAAGUGUUGCUGACAGGCUGGUUGGCUGCUGGCUGGAGAGGGACUGUCUGCCAGUCUGCCGCAGAUCCAGACCUCAUGCACUGUUGACAUCUGCUAUGGAACAACAGACAAUACAGCAGCCCCGCAGUCCCGUGGGUGGCCAGAUGGGACAGCUCAUUACACGCAACAAAUAACAUGCAUGCAGUUUUUACAGAGAAUGCAACAUUUUUUUAUAAUCCAGUCCUCACACUGUCUAUCUUUUGUUCUCCAUUUUUGAGACAGAUGCUCUGUGAGAGGCAUGAUGUGGCUCUGACAUGUGGAUUCAUCUGACUAUGCAAUUUAAAGAAAUCCAUAUUUAACAUAAAGAUGAGCAGAAACAUUGGCAUGGGACAUUCUGGUUAUUUUACCAUGCCAAAACAAUAGACGAAUAAAUAAAUAAAAAGAAAAUACAAAAGACUUAAGCGCCGUGUAAUAUAAUUAAGACAUUCAUGUAUUUAUUUCCUCUAUUUAUUUACUUAUCUAUCUUUGAAUUUAUUUUUCUACUUAAAAACCUAUCCUGUAAGUUACUCACAUCUUUACAAAUCUUGAACAUCUUGAUGAAUUCAUCUUAUUUCUUGAUAGCUCUGUUUUCUAAGUGAAUAAUUUAUAAACUAUGUAAUUCAUUUGUGACGCUCCGAUGCUUUAAGCCUGCUGUCAGUUUGUUGAGACACUGAUGCAGAAAACCCGCUUGCUCUGCAAAGAGUUUUGCCAUCAGUUGUUCUGUCUCUGAGUGUUUGAUAUAUUUCUCUGUUUCCCUGAGACUUGGGCUUAAAAGGUCAGGGGUAUCUAUGAUGUGCGAUGUGAAUGUGUGUUUUCCAAACA
Molecule: messenger RNA, 2306 nt
Organism: Melanotaenia boesemani (Boeseman's rainbowfish)
Lineage: Eukaryota; Metazoa; Chordata; Actinopteri; Atheriniformes; Melanotaeniidae
Product: proline-rich membrane anchor 1-like
Exons: 4
Coding region: 514-1170 (218 amino acids)
Source: RefSeq, a predicted model, not a curated record